Drosophila takahashii is the source of this 1554-nucleotide messenger RNA. RefSeq names its product modifier of rpr and grim, ubiquitously expressed (gene morgue). The record is from RefSeq and is a predicted model, not a curated record. Gene Ontology annotation, molecular function: protein binding. NCBI's taxonomy places the organism in Eukaryota, Metazoa, Arthropoda, Insecta, Diptera, Drosophilidae.
AGUCGAUAGGUCUGGACAUCUAUGUCUCUCCACCUCUAUUGUUUUCGCAUCCGUUUUUCGGGAGUUCACAGAAUAAAAUGACUAGCUGCGUGCCAGCGCAGCAGCAAAAGGACCAGGAGCAGUUGCUGAAGGAACUGGCCAGCAGCGGCGACGAGAUGGACGACCCCGACGAUCCGGACCGCAACCAGCAUGCGAUGGUCGAGCCGACGUUCUCUUUUUCGAAUAGCAACACCUGCUGGGUGUGCAACGGCUACUAUGGGCCCAAUUUCGGCGAGCCCUUGUGCGGCGCCUGCCACGCCUUCCUGUACAACGCCCAGCGGGCGGAGGAGCUGCUGACGGAGCUCUCCGAUGACGAGGAUUCCGGGAACGACGAGCCGCCGUUCAAGGACAAGCAGGAGGACGAGGAGACCGAAAACGAUGUGGACAUUAUGGGCUUUGAAGAUCUGGAGGAUCCCGAACCGCCGGCCGGCCCACAGCAUGCAAAUCCCCAGCCAGCAAUAGAAGCGCAGGAUCAACAGCCAGUUCAGCCUGCUCUGGAUCUGCCCCAGCUGGCGAACGAAGCGGCACGCGAGUCGCCGGAGCGUGACUUCGAGCAGGAGCGGGCCAUCAAUCCCUUCCUGCUGCCCAUCAAGCGCCCGCGGGCCAUGGCUCCCCUGGCGCUGCCCCAUUACAUGCAUGAACUGGCCGACGGAAGGGCGAGAGUGCAUGAAUAUAACGCUGCCAGCGGAAGCAGCAGCAGCAGAAACAUCGUGAACCUAAUACCCGUCGAGGUGAUGCUGAAGAUAUUCGCCUAUCUGGACGACAUGUCGCUGUGGAUGGCCAGCGAGGUGUGCAAGCAAUGGCACGACAUUGUCGGCAAGAACACGGCCCAAAGCAUGUGGAAGGCGUAUAUCAAGCAGCGCUGGCCGCUGUUCGAGAGCUUGGCGGACAAUCCCAACUGGUACCGGCUGUACGGGCUCCUGUGCUCCUCCUGCUUCUGCCGCACCUGCCUGAUCGAGAUGGGCGGCAGGGGUCAGGAACGGCAGCAGCAGCAGCAGGCGGGCCAGGAGCUGGUCGAACGCCAGGAGCCGGGCAACGCGAUGCGCAACAAUUUCCUGCGCGGCGAGGCCAAUCUGCUGAAUAGCUACGAUUCGGAGGGCAUAUCGGCCAUACCGCUGGAUCGACAGAACAACUACUGGCAGGCCACGAUACUGGGGCCACCGGGCAGCCCCUACGAGGGCGGCAAGUUCUUCCUGUUCAUCUACUUUCCGGAGCGCUAUCCGAUGACGCCGCCCACCGUGCGAUUUCUCACCAAGAUCCUGCACCCGAAUGUGUCGCGACACGGCGACGUGGGCAUCGACAUCUUCCAGAAGCAAAACUGGUCGCUGGCGCUGAACGUGGCCAAGGUGCUGCUGUCGGUGCAGAGCCUGCUGACCGACCCUUACACCGAGGUCUGCAUGGAGCCGGAGGUGGGUUACAUCUACGAGCACGAGCGCGAACGGUUCGAGCAGCUGGUGCGUUCGUGGACCUGGAAGUACGCCAUGUUCGAGCUGAUUGCACCGCGCUAGGAGAUCG